AUGGCUGAGUCCCCCACACCUGAGCAGCUGGAAUCUGUUCUUGACACCAGAGUGGAGGAGGGUACAAAUUGGAGCUUAGAUCCUUGGGCUGAGGCAGCUGGAGAAUUUGUCUUUCUCCACUGGAUGGAGAUCCUCACUCUGGUCAUUGCCCUGGUUGGGCUGGUGGGGAACAGCAUCAUCCUGUGGCUGCUGGGCUUCUGCACCCAGAGGAGCCCCUUCUCUGCCUACAUCCUCAUCCUGGCCACCUCUGACACCCUUUUCCUUGGCAGCUGCUUUGGGUUGGGGCGCUGCCUCCUAGGCCUGCCCUACUGUGUGGGUCUGAGCCUGCUGGCAGCGAUCAGCACCGAGCGCUGUCUCUCUGUGCUCUUCCCCCUCUGGAUGGUUCUUCUCACCCCUGUGCUCUGCGUGUCCAGCCUGACGCUUGUGCUGAGGGUUCAGUGCAGCUCCCAGCGCAGGCGCCCACCCAGGCUCUACCUCCUGGUGCUGCUCACAGUCCUCAUGUUCCUGCUCUGCGGCCUGCCCUUGGGGGUUAUUAAUUCAGUUUGGUUUUUUAGCGGCUCCUCUUUAAUGCCUUAUUGGCUCUUCAGGCUCCUGGCCUGUGUGAGCAGCAGCGCAAACCCUUUCAUUUACUUCUUCCUGGGCAACCAAUGGCGGAGAAGAGGGAGGGAGCCGCUCAGCGUGGUCCUGCAGAGGGCUCUGGGGGAGGAGCAGGUGGCAGGGUAUGAGGGGAGGGACACUUCCCACCCCAACAGUGUGGAUAAAAACAAGAUACUCAUACAAGGGAAUCCAUGA
Molecule: messenger RNA, 792 nt
Organism: Monodelphis domestica (gray short-tailed opossum)
Lineage: Eukaryota; Metazoa; Chordata; Mammalia; Didelphimorphia; Didelphidae
Source: RefSeq, a predicted model, not a curated record